Molecule: messenger RNA, 4637 nt
Organism: Orbicella faveolata
Lineage: Eukaryota; Metazoa; Cnidaria; Anthozoa; Scleractinia; Merulinidae
Product: guanylate-binding protein 6-like
Molecular function (GO): GTP binding; GTPase activity
Source: RefSeq, a predicted model, not a curated record
UCCCGAAAUUUUGGCGUGAGACUACUUUAGGUUUUCCUUUAACUCCAGAUUUGGAGAGAGCUGUUAGAUGUAGAAGCGAAGGAUAGCUUUCUUUUACAUAAACAUAGACACUAUUUAAGUCAAGAUUAAGAAAUGCGAAUUUUUUUUAUUUUUGCGCGGUCCCUCAGUUUGAUUUCAAUGGUAAGUCAGAGCCAACAGCACAAGUGUAGAAUAGGUCAUUCAAUGUUUCUCGGAAUUAAAAGAAAAAAAAAAAUCAACAAAACGUUAUCAUAUGUCAGAGGAUUAUUACUGUUUUCCAGUGGCGCUUGAUUUGAAUCUCUGUCUGUUAUUUAAAGAUUUUGCUCUGUUGCAUUUUGCUUAUAUACAUGUGUUAAGCAAAACCUUCGUGAUAAUCUAAAUGUAAAGCAAGAAGUUUCCAUGCUUGAAAGGUUACACGCCAUAAUGGGUAAACAAGACAUGCGCCACACACUAAAAGUUGAUCAAUCUUUCUAGGAAAUUGGUCCCCACUGAAUACUAAAGGAGCAUCAGCAUCGAAGGAGCAUUUUCAGUUUCGAUGGCAUAUUCAAAGAGCUUCUGAUCUUGGGUCUGAAAAGUGGGUCUGAAAAGUUUCUUUGAAAACCUCUUUUUAAACUGGUAAGAAUGUGAAAGUUUCUUGUCAUAAAAAAUAGAAAUCGUGCUAUUGACAGAUAAAGCUGGAUCAAAGCUUGCUGCACCAAAUCAUGCCUAUCUUUUAGCUUAUUUAGAAACAAUCGACAAUCGAUGACUCAGUGAAGGAUGUAACGUUUUAUUUGGUUCUAAAUAAUUUUGCAUCUCUGAAAUUUGGACUCAGUCAGGGCUACAGAUCUAGUCGAUCCGUGGUUUAAAGUAUAUUUAGAAGAAAUAAAAUGCUGUUGCUAAUAUUAGAAGCACAUAAAUAGAGGCUUUUAGAUCGCAGUACAUAAUAACAAAGAAGUCGGGUUUCAUUUUUGGUUAUUUAUGUAACGCUUCAGAGAUUCUGCGCCAUAACCCUUCGACAUAAUUAUGUCGAAAGUAAAUGAAUUUAGAAAACGGGGUGAGCCAUGAUUUAAGAAAGUCCCAAGUGGGGUUUAAGGAAUGCGAUUUUCUAUUUUCUAUUACAUCAAUCUGCUUAGUAAGAGAGGUCCCCCCUUUUUCUUUUAACAAAAAUUAAAGUUUUAGUUUCAUUUCAUUUCAUCUGACUAUAACUUGUCUGUCUAAUGAAACUUAUGGCGUCCACGACCCGAUGAAGUGUAUUAAAUACUAUUAAAUGCACUCUUAGUUGAACCAGUUCGGUUGCUUAAUGGUUUCAACAAGACACAAUGGCACCUGUGAGAGUUCCAUAGAGCUAAUUUCGAACACAGUAAUUUUGACUUCAGUUCAUGAUCAGAUCAUCACUUUUCGUUAUGCGGUUAUGCCGCAUGGAYUCACUGUUCGGUAACACCUUAACAGCCCUCGAUUUGAUUCCAAAUGCCGCGAGACAGAUUCAACAACACAAGGAAAAAAGGCUUCUUCCAUGUUCACUAGUUUCUUGAAAUUGACUCAAUUCCUAGAAACUAGUGAAGAUUGAAAUACAUAUACUGAUGCAGUGUCAUAUCAAGACGAUUAGGUUAGUAUCUACUGCUUUCAUUUACUUUACAUCUUUAUCUUUUUGCUCUGCUAGAUUGUUCACAUCUUUCAAAUUACAUUAAGCAAAACAAUUUAAUAGUGGCUUUUUUCCUGUCUGAAAACUCUAUUCUCGUCAUGGUAGGCAAACAACUGAACCAUACUGCUAAGACUGAAUGGCAUGCGACAAGUACACAUGACAUGGGUAAAUAAGACCUUUCUCUGAUUCUUGGAAUUCCAGGUGCACCAAGCAUUAUAAAGGCUUUUGGUUGCCAUCUUGCAGGAACCUAACGUAAUGUUUGAUACCUAUUUAUCUUCAAAACCGAAUCAACCAAGGCAAUAAACUAAUUCUCUGCAGAGCAAAGAUGAAUCCUCAGCCAACACAAGCAAGAGCAAUACCACUUUGCAUUCCCAACAAUUUUAAGUGGAAUCAACACACGGGUAAUCUAGAAAAAACUAAAGGACGACGUCAAACACUAAAUGUUAAUGACGAGGCGCUUACAGAGCUGGGAAAAAUAAAAGAACCCGUGUGUGUUGUUUCAAUAGUUGGACCAUGCAGGGAUGGCAAGUCCUUUAUUUUAGGUGAAACAUUUAAUCAGCCUGACGUGUUCCCUGUGGGAUUUAAGAUGGAUCCCGAGACGAUGGGAAUUUGGAUUUGGAUUUUACCACAUACGAUAAAGGAUAACCAUGGCCGUGACGUUAGAGUAGUGCUCUUAGACUCGGAAGGAACGGAAUGUGCUGAGGCGGAAGGACAGCAAGACAACCAGAUCCUCACUUUGAUAGUGUUAAUGGCUUCUAUACUAAUUUACAAUUCAAAGGGAGUUCCAAAGAGAAAUGAACUCAAUCAACUGGAGUUUGUACUGAAACUGUCCCGUCAAAUUCAAGCUAGAUCAGGCAGACAGAGUGGUUUGGUUAAAAAUGAAGAUGCUUUUCAUAAGACGUUUCCACACUUCAUUUGGCUCCUGAGAGACGUCAUGACUGACAUACCAGAUGACUGUAAAGACAUCAAAGAGUACUUCUUGACAAGGGUUUUUAAAGGGACAGAAGCAUCAGAAAAGGAUAAAACCCAAUACAUUGCUGAAAGCAUUCUGCACUUCUUUUCUGAAUUUGAUGCCUUUUGUCUUCCACCACCUGCAUUCAGCAAAGAGUUAAUGAAAGAUUUCAAACGGAACAAGGAUCGUAUGAACCCAGAAUUCUUCUCCGAAGUGGAGGAGUUUAAAAGAAUGCUGCAUUCUAAAAUCGGUCCCAAGAAAAGCUGUAAUGAAGGAGAGUAUGUCACUGGAGAAGGACUGGCAGUCUUGACGAAACUGUAUGUUGAUGCUAUCAACGAUCCUAAGAGCAUACCCAAUGUGCAAACAGCUUGGGAAACUCAUGUGCAAAGAAAAUGCAAGGAUGCAAAGAGAAAAGCGAUGCAAGCUUAUGACAAGAAAAUAAAGGCACAACUUUCUGAACUGCCCUGUGAUGGAGAGAAGAUCCUGGCGAGUCAUGAAUCUGCUAUUCGCCAAAGCAUGGCCAUAUUUAACGAAGAAACAGUUGGUAUUUCCUCUGACCAUACCAAACGAGAUUCUGAGGAGCUGAUGAAUGAAGGAAUUCAAAAGCUAGCUGAAUGGAAAGCCAAAAAUGAUAGUCUGACCAAAAACUCCUGCGAAAAACUUCUGAAAGAACUAAAACGAAAGCAUUUAGAUCCUGUCUUUGAUAGAGCUCGUGGAUCGGCUGGAACAAGUGUGUCUUACAAGGAAAUCGACGAUGGCCUUGCCAUAAUUGAACUGGAGUACAAAACUCAUGCAGUGGGUGCCAAGAAUGUUCGAGCACAAGUGUUUUACGAAUUCCACGAGCGCUUUAAGGCUGAGUGCGACCAAAACAAAGAGUUUCUCAAGGCAAUGAAGGAUUACCAGAAAGAACUUCUAGAACAACGGCAUAAAAACGCCGAGAAAGAUAAAGAGACAGAGAAGCUAAGGGAAGAAGCUGCUUAUUUGAAGAAAGAACAGAAGAUUCAAGAACAAAAGCUGAAAGAUUUAGAAGAGAGGAAGAAUAAAGAGCUCUCUGAUAAACUCAGAGAGUAUGAGGCAACAACAGAAAUCCUCAACAAGAAAAUUUAUGAUAUGGAAAAGGCGGGAAUGGAAAAGAAGAUCAGCGACUUGGAAACAGAGCGCGAUGAAGCCAUAGAAGACAAGUUGCAGACGGAAUGCCAAUUGCACGACUUGCAGGGCGAAAUCACAAACCUGAAGGGCCAAUUGGAUGAAGUCCUGAGACUGCAACAGUUACCUUGGUGGAAAAAACUAUUCGGAAUGACUGAAUAAAGUUAACUGUGUGACCAUGGCGAAAACAGAACUUUUAGAGGGAUAAAUAAACAAAGCAAUAUACAAAAGUUAGGCGCACUGUAGGGGAAGAAACAAAAAAAAAAAAAAAAGAAAGAAAGAAAGAAAAGGAAAAAAGAAAAAAAAAAAAAACGCGUUUAGUGGAAAAAUAAUUGUAGAGAAUACUUCUUUUAAAGAAGUAGAUUUCAUUAUUAAAGUUUGUCUAAUUAACGCUGAAACUACACCACGAUCUAUAUAUUUUACACUUUUGCUUCAGCACAGACUUUUGUCUUCCUUAUUGUUACAAACUGCGCAUCAAAUGAUUCAGUAAUAUUCACAAUAGACAUGUAAAAUGCACUUGGUAACCAUAAAUAUUACAUUUGUAGGUAAAAUUGAGAGGUAAUGAUACGUUUUAGAUAUUAUUGUUAUUGUUUUCACUGCUUUUAUCAGUCCAGAGCAUUUUCACUUUUGUAAAUGUGCGAAACAACUGAGCGUGACGUAACAACAUGGUACUUGCCACCUCUUAGCGAGUAGACGCUACUGGACUUCUAGAUUGGCGGGUUUGUUUUUUUAAUCAUUGUCACUGUCAUUACAAAGGGUAUCGGCUAACAGCAAUAUAAAGCCUCUAUUGCAUAUACUUUUCAUUUACAGUUGAAUGCAUGUACCUAAAGCUCUUCCUCAGCCAUAAAAAAAGGAUUAGUAACUGAAAACAACGCAAGGAAAUAAAUAGUUUGAACAGGC